AUGGUUUUGUUGUCGAAAAUAUUACCUGCGACGAGCUUGAAGGCUGUGAGCGCCACGGCGGUAGCGGUGAAUGCACUAGCGGCAAGCUACUGCAUUCCGAAAAAGGAGGACAGGCUGUAUGAUUUAGUAGGAUCAAUUGGAUUCCUUAGUUCAUUGGGCGUCUCCCUCUGCUAUCCAGCUAUCAGAGCCAAAUUGCUCGGCCUGCCACCCGUUGCACUGCCCAACCCACUCCACCUCUCAGCGCAAUCGCUGAUCGCUACCACAUUUGUAGCCUUCUGGUCAGCCAGACUGGGUAUAUUCCUCUGCAAGCGUUCAUUCCAAUCGGGAACAGACUCGAGGUUCGAGAAUAUCACUCCAUAUCCAGGUAAAUUUGCAGUUGCAUUCGCUGGGCAAGCUAUGUGGAAUAUAGCAGCAGCAUGGCCUGUGUAUGCCAUUAAUGCUAUUCCUGCACACGUAGCUAUCCCAGCCAUGGGUGUGGUAGAGAUGGCAGGCGUAGCUGUGAUGUUGUCUUCUCUCUACAUGGAGCAUGUUGCAGAUGCGCAGAAAACGCGCUGGAGGAAUGAGAAGACCGACGGAAAACAUAAGGAACCUUUCAUCAAAAGUGGUUUGUGGGCUUACUCAAGACACCCAAAUUAUGCUGCAGAAGUAUCAACUUGGAUUGGCGUCUCGCUUCUCACUAUGAGAACUCUGGCUAGCGUACCUUCCGUCUAUCCAGCUUAUUUCGGCGCUGUCGCUUUCGCUAGUCCCCUAUUCGAAUAUCUUCUCAUUCGAUACGUUAGCGGUGUCUCAAUGCAGGAGAAAAUCAGUGAUGAAAAGUUCGCGAAAGCUGAUGAAAACACCUUGAAUGCUUGGAAAGAGUACAAGGAAAAGGUGCCUGUGUUUUUCCCAACUGGGAGACACCUUUAG
Wallemia ichthyophaga EXF-994 is the source of this 906-nucleotide messenger RNA. RefSeq lists its product as uncharacterized. Lineage: Eukaryota; Fungi; Basidiomycota; Wallemiomycetes; Wallemiales; Wallemiaceae. Gene Ontology annotation, biological process: lipid metabolic process. The transcript has 4 exons. Gene Ontology annotation, cellular component: membrane. Gene Ontology annotation, molecular function: oxidoreductase activity, acting on the CH-CH group of donors. Bases 1 to 906 code for a protein of 301 amino acids. The record is from RefSeq and is a predicted model, not a curated record.